AUGAGUGAUAGAGAAAUCCUUACUAACACAACUUUUCUUGUCAUUUUGGUAUGUUUGUUCAUGGGUUGCCCUAAUAGUUCUGCACAAAGAGACACAAUCCAAGCAGGGGAAGCCCUUAAUUUUUCAUCCCAGUUGGUUUCUGCAAAUGGGAUGUUUACAUUAGGGUUCUUCUCCCUCGGUGAUUUUGAUCGUUAUUUGGGCAUAUGGUACACAAACGCUUCUAUAGCCUACAGAGUUUGGGUUGCUAACCGUGAAAGUCCUAUACUCGGUGGAAACGGAAAUCUAACCUUGGACACAAAUGGGACGUUGAAGAUCUUGGUGGUGGGUGGAAAUCAAUUUCCGCUGAAUUCAAAUAAUCAAUCUGCCCAUAAUUCCUCUGCUACUCUUGAUAAUUCCGGCAACUUUGUGUUGACGGAGCUCAAUUCAGAUGGGUCAGUCAAACAGGUCCUGUGGCAAAGCUUUGAUCAUCCCACAAACGCCCUAUUGCCCGGAAUGAAACUGGGCAUGAAUUUCCGAACAGGGAAAAGUGGGAAAUUUCCUCUUGGUUAA
Ilex paraguariensis (yerba mate) is the source of this 549-nucleotide messenger RNA. Lineage: Eukaryota; Viridiplantae; Streptophyta; Magnoliopsida; Aquifoliales; Aquifoliaceae. The record is from the annotation of a GenBank genome assembly.